UUCUCCCUGCCUCACUUCCUUUCACCAUGCGUCCAGGUGUGGCAGCCUUUUCUUCCUCCCGCGGACCUGCCUUGCCUUCCCAAUCCUCGCCCACUCGCCCGUCACUUCAUCGCUCUUCACCGCCCUCGCUGCCUCCGCUUGCGUCUCCUCGUUCCAUGCUUCGGUCCCCGUCAUGGUGGCCGUGCCCUCGCCUGCAUCGAUCUUACGGUUGAGGGUCAAUCAAGGCAGCCCUUGAAGGCCUUGAUCGUCCUUCAGCUCGCUGCUCGGGGAGGUUCUUUGCUCCUCGCUGCGCGUCGGCGAGACAGGUCCUGUUGUCAGCAUCUUCAACUGCUUUAGAGUACUGGUUGCUAGCUCUUCGGUUCUCCAUCUUCGUGUCAAGAGUGAGGUUGCUGCUUUUGCACAAUGGGUUCUUAUUAUUGGAGAUGGGACAGCCCCUGCUGUUGCACGGAAGGAGAAUCGCUCCCUUCAUGGAUGGCCAAGAAUACAAUUAGCUUGCUUUCACAGAUACAUGACAAGGAAAUCAACUGGAAUGUGUGUGUGCUCCUCUCUCGUCUAUGACAUUAUCGUGGGACAAGCGAUGACGGCCCAAUUCUGCAUACUGACCUUGUGGUUAUCGGUCAAGAGGGAACCCACAUGUAUGCACAGCUUCCUCCUGAGGCAUCUGAACACUUGAAGGAUGUUCUAGAGGAAGGAAAGGUCUCCCUCAUGAAGUUCAUGUGCAACCAAUUGGAGUCAUCUUUCAGGACUGUUGAGAGCCCUUACAUGAUUCAGUUCACUCGAUACAGCACCGCUGUGCCCCAGCCAGGCCUUGAGGAUGCAUAUCCAUACUGCACGUACAACCUUUUGCCUUUUCCAGGUAUCCCAAGGCCAACUAGCAACACACCUCGCUUUCUAGAUGUCAUUGGCCAGAUUACGGCAUUGUCAGACAUAAUCCCUGUGCAGUCCAUGUACCAGCCACAGCCUUCUGACACUAGGACUAUAAUCCUGACUGAUCUGAUGGGUAAUGAGAUCAAAAUCCUUCUUUGGGGUGCUCGUGCUCAUGAAUUUGCUGCCGAGGAUGUUCGUGCUGCAAGUAUAGAAAGUGCUGUUGUAGCCAUAUUUGUAGGGACCCUGCCAAAAAUGUCUCAAGGUGUUAAAUUGCUAAGUGGUAGCUCCGCCUGCCGUUGGUACAUUAACGAGGAUCUGCCAGAGAUCAACGCUUUCCAUUCUAGUCUUGGGAAAGAGGUUGCUCCUGUUGCAGUUUAUGCACCGAUAGACCAAGGCAUUGGGGCGUCCAUUUGUGAGCCUCCAGUUGAAAUGACUUUUAAGCAGCUUCUUGCUCUUGAUCCAUUAGAUAAUUUGUUUCAUUUCUGUAGGGCAAGCCUUUCAUUUGUAAGGUCACCAUCACGCGUCUGGGCUCUGAUCAGCGUUGGUGGUUCCUCUCGUGCGUUGCCUGCCAUAAGACUGCGUAUGUUAAUGGGCCUAGGUUCCGUUGCUCAGACCAAGGUUGCUCUUCCGUUGGGGGAGAGCCGGCAUAUUCUAUCUGCACAUUUGCAACUGAUGGAUCAGCUGAGGCUGAAUUCAAUGUUCUUCGAGAGAGCUGGCAGAACAGCAAUAGGCAAACCACUUCUAACCUUGCUGCGGCAAAAGUAUCCAGGGUAUUCACUAUUCAGAGGUUCGCGACCUUGCGCAGAUAGGAGGAGCUGAUGUAACCCUCCCAGUGGAAGUUACCAGAAUGGUCACAAAGACGUAGCGCCUGGUGGUGGCCAUUUCCAACAAAAUUUUCAAGCCUACAAGCAACUAGCUAUCUUCCAAGUUAAUAGGAUUGACCAGACCUUUCAGCCUGAGCUUGGGCCGUUAGAAUUUGGUCCUGCUUCCCCAGCUUCUCGCCCUUCUUCUUCUGGUACAGGCUCAGUUGGUGUACUCUCUGGUUUCUCACUGAUGUCGCCAGUUGGACCAUUCACACCUUCAUCAAAGGAUGCACACGGCCCAGGAAGCUCUAGCCUUGUUUCUCAGUCGCCUCUUGAUGAGAUGAACACCCCCAUAUCAAUGAUGAAAGGGAAGGGCCAGUCCUUCAUACCUCUAUCACUGGCAAGUCAGCCUGUCGUAAGAAUGCACGUCAUAAGCUGAUACUCACACCCGCUAAAAGCACAUAGGUUGAUACACCGGCUGAAGGUGUGCCAAAGCUUUCUGUUGAGGCUGGAGAAAAUGCCUCAACUGGAGAUUCAGCUGGCUCUGCAUCCAUAGCAACGGUCGAUGAGCCUACACUGGGCACUGCAGAGGCUGAUGUUUCGACUUCUGGGAAUGGCAAGGCUGUGCAAUCUGACCAGGCAAAGACCAAGAGGAGCAAUGCUGGUGUCAAGAACGCUGACAAUGCAAAGAAGACAAAGCAAUAACUAAUCUAUGGUCUUGGGUGAUCAUGGACGUACGGUUGUUCUGUAUAUAGACGGUCGCUACUUUGGCGCAGGCCCCUAAAGCCUACGCCAGCAAGGACAAGCCAUGACUAAUUCAUCGCAGUUGUCUUCAUGUGCCUGUCUUUGCACCCUUUUGGACACGUUCCUACUAUGUUUGUUGUGUGUUUGCAAACCCAGACUUUGGCGCUCAAAGAGCCAUGUCAAAGCUCUGUUGAUAUUCCCUAUUUAAGAUCUGAACCAGGCCACUUUCAAGCCUUGUAAAUAUCGCUGUUCGAACUCUCUGCUCUCCCCUGCCUCUCCUCAUGAUAUUUCUGUACUCGUUGGGCUGCGCUACCGAAUCUAUCUAUAAUUAUCAGUGCAAUGCUAUGCCUGUAUAUUCCCUAUGUUCAACCUUUUUAUUUGGUCAUAAGGUUUGCUCUCCUA
Triticum urartu is the source of this 2816-nucleotide messenger RNA. RefSeq lists its product as uncharacterized. NCBI's taxonomy places the organism in Eukaryota, Viridiplantae, Streptophyta, Magnoliopsida, Poales, Poaceae. The record is from RefSeq and is a predicted model, not a curated record.